Ichthyophthirius multifiliis is the source of this 186-nucleotide messenger RNA. RefSeq lists its product as hypothetical. The transcript is spliced from 2 exons. The record is from RefSeq and is a predicted model, not a curated record. Lineage: Eukaryota; Ciliophora; Oligohymenophorea; Hymenostomatida.
AUGCUUCGUAAUAUGAUGGCAAAUUUAUUUGCUAAUUACUAAAAUAUGCAUAAAAUAAUUGAAAAUACUGAAGGAUCCAUAUACUUAGGAGACUAUACUGCCGCAUUAGAUGUUAAAACUUUAAAAGAGAAUAACAUAAAAACAAAAUAUAAGGAAAAAAACGCUUUAAAUUACUAGUCUUAAUGA